Molecule: messenger RNA, 840 nt
Organism: Adineta steineri
Lineage: Eukaryota; Metazoa; Rotifera; Eurotatoria; Adinetida; Adinetidae
Source: the annotation of a GenBank genome assembly
AUGGCAGCAAAUCAUGCAACAUCAUCGUACUUUCUGGCUUUAAAAAACGAACCAAGAUUAACUAUGCAAAUUAACACAAGUAUAGCUGCGAUGGCUGUUGAUAAUAACAACAGUACCCUGCUUUAUUGUUCUGAAGAUUGUUUGUUGUUAAUUAAUGAGCAAGGCAAGGAGAUACUAAAUAUAAAACGGAACUUUAAAGUCUCCGAUAUGUGUUUCUCAUCCUUUUUAAAUCAAUUUUUAAUUCUCUCAUAUAAACCUGAGUGUGCACUUUAUUCGCUCGAUCCCUCGACACACGAACUGAAACAAAUAAAAAAAUUCACUCGAAUAAUAUGGAGUUGUACAUGUUAUGAUAAAACACUUAUUGUUUCGGAAGCUGAUCAAGGUUCAAAAAUUGAAGUUUACGAUUUGAGCGCAGAUCAUUGGAAUGUAGUUCAAAUAUUCACAGCACCAUUAUCUUGUGAAGUGGAUGAACAGAUUGAAAAGAUUCGAUUCAAUAGUGAUGGUAGUCGUCUUGGAGUUAUUCUACGCAAAGGAAGUCAAUCUAAUUAUUAUCAUUGGUUUGAAUUACGUAAUCCAAAUGAUAUGACUGUAGUUUCGACGACUACGGCUGACCUCGGUGAUGAUCAAUGGUGCUGGCUUCUCCCGCUACCCAACCAACAGUUUUUGGCAACUCUAUGGAGAAAGAAAAAACUCUUUUUGUUCGAUUCACACGGGGUACUUCAAGAAACAACAGAAUACGAUACGAAUGUGAAGUUUUUAAAUUCAACAGCAUUAAUCAAUAGCAGCUGUCUGGCAGUACAAACAUGGAAACCUGACGAACUACGUUUUUAUAAUUUAUGA